CUCAUGUUAACUUAAUGGAUAAUGUCUUCAAAGACCCUAUUUCCAAACAAGGUGACAUUCACAGGUACAGGGAUUAGGAGUUCAACAUAUCCUUUUGGGGGACACAAUUCAAUCCAUGGACAUUAAAAGAAUAAAAAAAAUUAUGAAGCGGAAACAUGGCGGCGGGAAGGGAGUGAGCCUCGCAGCGCCCCGUGUCGCUGCUGCCGCGCCCGCAGAUUUCUCCAUCUUGCUAAGGAGGAACAAUGUCCUAUUUGGUAUAGCUGAUGGUAUCGUCCAAAAAUCAGAUCCUCAAAAAGAUGGAGACAUUAACAUGCAGAGGAGCUAACUUGCUUGAGGUCAGAGCAAGGUAUUGGUGGAUCCAGGGAUAAAUCCCAAGCCUCUUAACUCCUUGACCAGUUCUAGUCCAUCAACUAUGCAGCCUAGUGUAAUAGACUGGAAUGAUGUUAGGAAACACAAAUAUGGUCACCUAUCAGAGUCUACAUCCCAAUGUCAAGUCCUACACACCUCCAAGCAAUGAAUUCAAGAUCAGCAUGAAAUUGGAAGCACAGGACCCCAGGAACACCACAUCCAUCUGUAUUGCCACAGUAGUUGGACUGACAGAUGCCCGCCUUCGCUUGUGCCUUGAUGGAAGUGACAACAAGAAUGACUUCUGGCGACUGGUUGACUCAGCUGAAAUCCAGCCUAUUGGGAACUGUGAGAAGAAUGGGGGUAUGCUGCAGCCUCCUCUGGGUUUUCGGCUGAAUGCUUCCUCUUGGCCCAUGUUCCUUUUGAAGACAUUAAAUGGAGCAGAGAUGGCUCCCAUCAGGAUUUUCCACAAGGAACCACCAUCUCCUUCCCACAACUUCUUCAAAGUGGGAAUGAAGCCAGAAGCUGUGGACAGAAAGAACCCUCAUUUCAUCUGCCCAGCCACUAUUGGGGAGGUGCGGCGCUCUGAGGUGCUCGUCACUUUUGAUGCGUGGCGAGGGGCCUUUGACUACUGGUGCCGCUUCGACUCCCGGGACAUCUUCCUUGUGGGCUGGUGUUUUUUGACUGGAGACAACCUACAGCCGUCUGGCACAAAAGUCAUGAUUCCAAAAAAUCCCUAUCCUGCAUCUGAUGUGAACACUGAGAAGCCCAGCACCCACAGCAGCACCAAAACUAUCUUGGAGCAUCAACCGGGGCAGAAGGGGCGUAAACCAGGAAAGAAAUGGGGCCGGACACCCAAGACCCUAAUUCCCCAUCCCAUCUCUACCCCAUCUAAGUCAGCUGAACCUUUGAAAUUCCCAAAGAAGAGGGGUCCCAAACCUGGCAGUAAGAGAAAACCUCAGACUUUGCUGAACCCACCACCCACCUCACCAACAACCAGCACCCCUGAACCGGAUACCAGCACUGUGCCCCAAGGUGCUGCCACUAUUCCCAGCUCAGCCAUGCAGGCCCCCACAGUUUGUAUUUACUUGAACAAGAACGGCAACACAGGCCCCCAUUUAGAUAAGAAGAAGGUCCAGCAGCUCCCUGACCAUUUUGGGCCAGCCCGCGCUUCUGUGGUGUUGCAGCAGGCUGUCCAGGCUUGCAUCGACUGUGCUUAUCACCAGAAAACUGUCUUCAGCUUCCUCAAACAGGGCCACGGUGGUGAGGUUAUCUCAGCCGUCUUUGACCGGGAGCAGCACAUCCUCAACCUCCCAGUAGUCAACAGCAUCACCUACGUCCUCUGCUUCCUGGAGAAACUCUGCCACAACCUUCGUAGUGACAAUCUGUUUGGCAACCAGCCCUUUAUGCAGAGUUACUUCACUGCCACAGAGUACAGCCACAGCCACGACAGGUACCUACCAGGUGAAACCUUUGUCCUGGGAAAUAGCCAGGCCCGGUUCCUGGAACCUCACUCAGAUCCGAUGGACACUGCCUUGAAUCCCAACAACCUUGUCAGCACCCUAAGAUCUUCGAGCCCAGCAUACCGGCCCUUGCUUCCAUCCUGUGGGCUCCCACAGAGCACAGGCUCAGCUGCGCACAGGCUGUGUUGGGGGUCAGAUCGAUACCUGGAAUGCCGGGAUGGCUCGCGUCUGAGUGGCCGGGACCCUUCCUCGUGGACAGUCGAAGACGUGAUGCAGUUUGUUCGGGGUGCUGAUCCUCAGCUUGGACCCCACGCUGACCUCUUUCGCAAACGUGAGAUCGACGGCAAGGCCUUGCUUCUGCUGCGCAGUGACGUGAUGAUGAAGUACAUGGGGCUGAAGCUGGGGCCGGCACUCGAGCUCUCCUACCACGUUGACUGGCUGAAGCAGGGCAAAUUCUGAGCAGGGAGGUGCAUCCUAGACAACUGAGUGGUCAAGCAGGUGGGGUGCUCUUCCCCUGUGAAAGAGGGUGGUCAGCCCAUGCUCGGGUGCCUCAGUGGGAUUUCGGGCCUCCUCAAGACUCCAGGAGGCUGUAUGGAGCCACCACUACCCUCUCCUGCCAAGAUGCGUCCUUCCAUGAAGGACUGAAGAGGGGAGAACAUGGGGCCCGGGGCUGGCACUGCUCUUCC
This is a messenger RNA of Loxodonta africana (African savanna elephant), 2494 nucleotides long. Its product is annotated as polycomb protein SCMH1-like. Gene Ontology annotation, biological process: negative regulation of DNA-templated transcription. Lineage: Eukaryota; Metazoa; Chordata; Mammalia; Proboscidea; Elephantidae. The record is from RefSeq and is a predicted model, not a curated record. Gene Ontology annotation, cellular component: nucleus. Gene Ontology annotation, molecular function: histone binding; chromatin binding.